Messenger RNA from Plenodomus lingam JN3, 1626 nucleotides. The record is from RefSeq and is a predicted model, not a curated record. NCBI's taxonomy places the organism in Eukaryota, Fungi, Ascomycota, Dothideomycetes, Pleosporales, Leptosphaeriaceae.
AUGCUAAUUCGUGACGCCUACAAUUCCCACGCAAUCAUCCUCUUCGCCCUCGCCCUCUCGCCCUCCCUCGCCUCCCACACUCAACACCCGGCCCCCCAAUCCCCCACCGCUACAAUCGACACCGGCCUCCUCACCGGCAAAACUACGCUUCUCCCCUCUGCCCCCAGCCCCGUAAACCAAUUCCUCGGCAUCCCAUUCGCACAAUCGCCACCCGAGCGGUUUUCGCCGCCGCGUGCGCCGCACAAGAGCAAAGCACCCCUACGCGCCACCGAGUGGAAACCCGCCUGUCUCCAGCAGUUUCGCUAUCCGUUGGCGAGUUCGCAGGUUACGCGGGCGGUGUUUAAUAGUUCGCCGCCGGUGGAGUUGGAGGAUUGCUUGUAUUUGAAUGUUUAUGCGCCGGUGGGCAAGGCGGGGGGGGAGGGGAGGGCGGUGAUGUUUUGGGUGUAUGAGGGUGUUGCAGUUUGGGAAUGCUGCUCCUUUGCUUCAUAUGAGGAUGUGAUUGUUGUUACGACGAAGUACAGAGCCAACGUUUUUGGCUUUCCGGCCGCCCCUGAAUUGUCACUGACGGAGCGGAAUUUGGGCUUUCUAGAUCAACGCUUCGCACUCGAUUGGGUGCAGCGUAAUAUCCACGCAUUCGGAGGGGAUCCAGACAAAGUCACGCUGUUCGGUGAGAGUGCAGCAAUCGACACCCUCCUCACCAGCUUUCCAAAGGAUAGUAGCCCGCCGUUUUGCGCCGCCAUUCUCCAAAGUGGCCGGUAUAGUUAUCGUCCUACUCCGUUCGUCUCCAGCAUUCCCGCAUGGAACAAUCUGACUGCUUCGCUGGGAUGUCCGGGAACGUACAGCAGAAACUUGACGUGCGUCCGAGCUGCGAAUGGGACGGCCAUUCAGAACAUCAUCAAUGUCAACUCCCUCGCCUUCAACCCAACCCCCGGCAACGUCAUCCUUGUUUCGAACCCCGCGAUGCGUCGUCUCAGCGGCGACAUUGCGCGUGUUCCAGUCAUGGGAGGAACGAAUGCUCAGGAAGGACGCGUUUUUGCACUCGGACAAACAACCUUGACGGCGUACUUGCAAGGUACAUUCGGUAGUGCUCCUGCAUCUCUCAUCCCUUCCAUCGAAGCCGCAUAUCGCACUCCCACCUCCAAUCUCACCGAGUACGACAUCAUUUCACAAAUCCUCACUGACCUCGUCUUCCAAUGUCCAACCGCCCUCUGGGCCAACGCAACCGCCUCCCUCGAUAUCCCCACCUGGCGCUACUACUUCAACGUCUCCUUCACAAAUACCCAAGUCCUCCCCAACCUCGGCGCUUACCACGCCUCCGAAAUCCCCCUCGUCUUUCGCACCUACGAUUGCGCAAACACGACUACCCAGCAAUCCGCACUCGCGCAGUCCAUGCAGGCCGCAUGGGCCCGCUUCGCUAAGAACCCGCUCGCCGGGCCUGGUUGGAAUUCAUUGGGGACGGGGGCGCGAGGGGGAGUGGGGUUACGGUUUUGGAGCAGGGUGGGGUGGAUGGGAGGUGUGGGUUGUUUAGGGGGGUGUAUGAGGCUGUUGUUGGGGAGGGGGGGGGAUGCCGGGUUUGUGAAGGGAUGGAGAGGGAUGUGCGAGUUUUCCGUUCUUGUUUUUAAUUAA